Solanum lycopersicum (tomato) is the source of this 1023-nucleotide messenger RNA. RefSeq names its product glutathione S-transferase DHAR2-like. Gene Ontology annotation, molecular function: glutathione dehydrogenase (ascorbate) activity. Gene Ontology annotation, biological process: protein glutathionylation; cellular oxidant detoxification; ascorbate glutathione cycle. The record is from RefSeq and is a predicted model, not a curated record. Lineage: Eukaryota; Viridiplantae; Streptophyta; Magnoliopsida; Solanales; Solanaceae.
AUGGGAAUUCCGGCGACGAACGGACGGAAAAUAAGUGUCCCGCCAAGACGAGGUGAAGUUAAAGCUGCGAUUUUUAACAAACUGUUGAAAUCAGUUGUCAUGUUGAUGGGUGAUUUGGGGAAGAAAAUUGGCCUCAUUAGUCCACGUGAAGAUGAAGUGUCUUGCUUUUGUGUCUUCAAUGUACACCUCACGUUUAGCUGUCUUGAUUAUUUCAAGAUCUUACUUCAUUGCUCACAAAAUGUAUCUCCUUUCUCGAGCAUUCAUUCUAGGGGCUCAAAAAUAUUUCCUAACUUCGUAUCGUUUAUGGAGAGCAAGGAUUCUAGUGAUUGUACUGAGCAGGCACUUUUUGAUGAAUUGAAGGCUUUGGAAGAGCAUCUCAAGGCUCAUGGACCAUAUGUCAAUGGGCAGAAUGUUUGUUCAGUUGAUAUGAGCUUGGCUCCAAAACUGUACCAUCUCAAGGUGGCUCUUGGACACUUCAAGAAGUGGAGUGUGACUGAAAGCUUGACUCACGUGCGUAAUUACAUGAAGGAUUUCGUUGGAAAUAUGUCGUGUUUCUUGUUCUAUUCGAGGGAUGUUGCAGCUUCUGUCGUUGUAGAGAUGAAAAUUGUCUUUAUUUAUUUGACACAUUGGCCGUAAUGCAAAUGAUGAGAUUGUCAAGUAAUGAGUAUGAAGGAUCACCAUUCUAUUGAUUUGGCUGGUGUCGUAGGUGCUGAAGUUUUGUUUGAUUCUCCAGCAGAAAAGUAUGAGGAGAAAAAGAAAAAUAGAAUUGCUUGCUAAGAGUCCUGAUGGCACCACUGAUGGUGUAUUAUGACCAUUGAUUUCAUUCUCUUCAACGGUAAAGAAACCUCUUGGUAUAGCGUUAGAAUGCAAUAAUCAAACAUGGUACAGUUAAGUCUCCUGCUACAGAUGGAACCUUUAGUCCUUGCUAUUUUGUAAUAAAUAAUUUGCAGGUGUAAGAAUCAAAUUUUAAUGAUUGUAUUCUUUUUAGUAAGAAUCAAAUUUUAAUGAUUGUAUUCCUUUUAA